AUGCCAAAGAAUGACGAACCCGAUAUUGUCUUCUUAGAAAGAGACAGUCACGGUGUCAGGCAACCCCAUGACGAUUCGCUGGUAAUUAUGCUCAGAGUAGAAGAAUUCAACAUCCACUGGGUGCUCAUUAACAACGGAAGCUCAGUAGAUAUCAUCUACUUGCCCACAUUUCAACAGAUGAAGCUGGACAAGAAAAGGAUCAGGCCUUUCACCUUGCCCCUAGUAAGUUUCACAGGGGAUAGAGUCGUCCCUAAGGGCAUCGUCUCUCUAACUGUGAUCUCAAGAACUUACCCAGCACAGGUCAACAAGGAAAUUGAUUUCGUCAUAGUUGAUUGCCCUUCAACAUACAACAUCAUCUUGGGAAGACCUACACCCAACAGGCUAAGAGCAGUGACGUCAACAUAUCACUUGAAGGUGAAGUUUCCAAUAACCCAUGGAGUAGGAGAAAUUAGAGGAGACCUAGUUCUAGCAAGAGAAUGCUAUCAAGCUACCUUAGCAUCGAGAGAGAACCAUACAUGGAUGAUCAAUGAACGAGAACCCAUUCCCGAACCGUCAGAAACAACACAAGAAGUUGAGGUCAUCCCAGGAGAUUCGACGAAGGUAUUGAAGAUCGGAACAACACUCCUAACUUCAGAGAAAGAGAAAAUGAUCUCCUUCUUAAGGGCAAACCAAUAUGUUUUUGCUUGGAAACACGAGGAUAUGACCGGGAUUGAUAGGAAGAUCAUACAGCAUCGUCUCAACGUUAACCCAGAAUACAAACCUGUAUAG
Quercus lobata is the source of this 768-nucleotide messenger RNA. RefSeq lists its product as uncharacterized. The transcript has a single exon. Bases 1 to 768 code for a protein of 255 amino acids. The record is from RefSeq and is a predicted model, not a curated record. Lineage: Eukaryota; Viridiplantae; Streptophyta; Magnoliopsida; Fagales; Fagaceae.